GAUUGAGCAGCUAUAUCAGAACGUUCUGGCUUUGUGGCACCACUCCCACAUUAACAUGAAGAGCGUGGUGUCCUGGCACUAUCUGAUGACUGACAUCCGCUCCAUCCGCAAAAGCAGUGUAUCCUCGAUCAAGACUCUGCUGCCAGGUGAUCACCAGCAGGUGCUGAGCAGCUUGCAGUCCCACUUUGAGGAUUUCUUGAAGGACAGCGAUGAAUCUGAGGUGUUCACAGUGGCCGACUGCUCUCAGCUGGAAAAAGAGGUUGUGGCGUGCAAGGAGUACUACGAGGAGCUCCUCAAAUCUGCAGAAAGAGAAGAACAGGAGGAGUCCGUGUACAACCUCUUCAUCUCUGAGGUGCGUAACUUCCGGAUGCAUGUGGAAGCUCAUGAGGAACAACUUAUCCGGAAAAUCCGAACUCCACUAGACAGAGAUGACCUGCAGGAGUGUGUGCUGCGCAUUACUGAACAGGAGAAGAAGAAGGUAGAGUUGGAAAGUUUGAAGGAAGAUCUGGAGACCCUGAGAGAGAAGUGUGAAGUGUUCCUCAGACAAGCAGCAGCUUCUCCAUCUGUCCCCACGCUGUCCUCUGAGCUCAACGUCCUCACCCAGAGCAUGAGCCAGGUCUACUCCAUGUGCUGCAUCUACCUGGAGAAGCUAAAGGCAGUGAGUUUGGUGGUGAAACACAGUCAGAGCGCUGAAGCUCUGGUCAAACUGUAUGAAGCCAAGCUGUGUGAGGAGGAUACAAUCAAUGCUAACAUCAGAUCUAUCGAUGGUGUUAUGAGCACUCUUAAGCAAUGGAGAUCUGAAAUCGAUGAAAGACGUGAGGUACUCCAUGAAUUGGAGGACGAGCUACAUAAGGCGCGAGUGGUCAGUGAACGCAUGUUCAAAACACACAACGAGAGAGACUUUGAUUUAGACUGGCACAAAGAUAAAGCCGACCAGCUCAAAGAGAGAUGGCAGAACAUUCACUCUCAAAUUGAAAACAGGCUUAGAGAUUUGGAAGGCAUCUGUAAAUCUCUUAAAUACUACAAAGACACAUACAACAGCCUGGAUGAAUGGAGCAAAGAAAUGGAGGCCAAGCAGCUCAAGACGCAAGAGAAUCAUUCCGAGGACAGCAAAGCUUUGGCCGAGUUCCUUAACCAGCAGAAAGUUUUGGUUGCAGAAAUUGAACAGAAACAGAGUAAAAUUGAGGAGUGCCAGAAGUAUUCAGAGCAAUAUGCUGUGGGAGUGAAAGACUAUGAGUUACAAUUGAUGACCUACAGAGCCAUGAUUGACUCUCAGCAUAAGUCCCCUGUGAAGAGGAGAAAGAUGCAGAGUUCCUCUGAUGUUAUCCAGCAAGAGUUUAUGGAGCUUCGUACACGUUACACAGCUCUGGUCACUCUCAUGACGCAGUAUGUGAAGUUUGCAGGUGAAACCCUGAAGAGGGCAGAAGAAGAUGAGAGGAGGAUGUCAUUGGAAAGAGCAGAGUACAUGAGCUGGACUGAGAGCAUGGAGCUGCAGAAAGUUGCCAGUGAAGAUGAAAUAACCAGGCUCCAGCAUCAGGUACUGGAACUCGAGACCUCACUGUCUAACAGGCAACAGCAGCUGGACAUCCUGGGAGCAGAUCUUGAGAUGCAUAAAAGAUCAAUAGAGGACUUGACCUUGCAGAAAUCAAAGGCUGAGUAUGAGGCACAAAAAUACCGUGUUGAACUAGAAGGUGUAAUCAAAAGCAAGGGUACCAUUGAGCAGGAUUUGACCCGUGCUCGUCAACAGGUCCAGCAAUCAGAGGCUAAACAGGUCUCUUUGGAAGAGAGUCUCAGGAACCUUAAAAGGAGCAUAGAGGAGAGUACAUUAGCCCGCAAGAAGCUUGAAGAUCAUUUACGUCGCAAGGACAGUGACGUACAGGGCCUUGAGGAGCACAGUCGUACUUUGGAACGAGAACUGAGGGCCAAGGAAGACACCAAAGCAGAGCUCCUUAACCAAGUGAGAAUCAUGGAAAUGGAUCUUGCCCACCAGUCAGAAGUCAGAAUGAUGCAAAGCGAAUCCUUGAUGGGUUUUAAGAAGGAAAGUGCACAACUGAUUCAUUCUGAAUCUGAGGCUGAGGUCCAGCGCAAAAUGGAGGAGCUUAUUAUGGGCAAGAAGCGAGCCGAGACUGAGAUCAAAACGUUGAAGUCUGAAUUGAACUCAAUUCUUGUCCAUAAGACUGUGGCCGAAGACAAGGCACAACGUUUCAAAGAACUCUUAGAUGAGGCAAACAACCGGCUGUUGAAGCUUCAAGUGGAAAUGGAUGCAGAUAGGUCUAACAUGAGACAGAAAUCAGAGGAAUUAAGGCAAGAAUCUUCUGAACUAAAAAAAUCUGUCUAUAUGUUUCAAGAGCAAAUCAAGUCCCUUCAAAGAGAUAAAUCCUCUCUGGAGCAGAGAGUGCUUUUCCAUAAAACAGAGGUUGAUGGCCUAAAAGAACAGCUGAAGGUCAACCAAGGAAAACUUCUACAGCGGACAUCAUUGGAACAAGAGAGGUCUCAUAAAUUGAGGUGCCUGGAAGACGAGUUGUCUUCCAAACAGACUGAAGUUGAGCAGAUGACUUUUAAAGUGAAUGAACUUAAUAGGAAAAAUCAAAUGUUAGAAAGUGAUAUCCGACAUCUUAAGGUAAGUAUUGAGUCAAUCCAGCAAGAUAAUUUACAUGCUGAUCAAAAGAUUAAAACCCUGAAAGGUGAGGCAGACAUUUUGAAGGAGCAACUGCAGAGAGCCAGAGAAGAAAUCGGUCUGAAGACAAGAAUUGAGAAGGAUGCUCAACUCAAGGCCAAAAACCUAGAAUUGGAGCUACAGACAAGUUCCUUGCAAGUUACACAGCUUACUAAGAAAGUAGAGGAACUCAAGAAGAUUAACAUGGACACUGAACGUUUGAUAAAAAAUAUAAAAGCAGAACUUGACGGUGCAACCAUUGAGAUUGGCAGUAAGGAACAGCAAAUUAAUAUACUCAAGUGUCAGGCAGAAAGUGCGAAAUCUCAGAUAAAAAUAGUUGAAGAGGAACUUUUAAUGAAAACCCAGAUGUCACAUACACUUCAAAUAAAAUUGAAAGAUUACAAUCAAGAAGAAAAGAAGACAACUGAGUUACAGCAGAAGAUCAGAUCUCUCACGAUGAACAUCACCAACUAUGAAAAAGAUAUUACAAAUCUAAAAGCAGAACUGAGUUCCAUGACUACUGAGAGGAAUCUGAUGAAUCAAAAGAAUCAGGAACAGAGAGCGGAGAUAAAUAACCUGAACAUGGCUUUAAAAAAAGCCUUAGGGGAAUCUCAAAGGGAGUCAACCGAGGGUAAGAAGAAUAUGUCAAAGGUGAGAGAACUUGAAAAUGAGCUUCUGAAAUGUAAGCAGACUAUUAGUAGGAUUAGUGGAAGUUCAGAGAAAGUCACAGUAAGCCUGAAACAGGACAUCACAUCUCUUCAGAGGGAUAAACAAGCAGCUGACCAGAAGUUACAGGUUUUAAAAUCUGAAUUCGAUGAACUGAGUUCCACUCUAAAGAAAACAAAGGAUGAGCUUCAGCGAGUGACUGAAGGAAGUAGGUUUAGUCAGUCCAAACUCAAAGAGUUGGAGGCAGAACUCCAAAGAAAAACUUCUGUUAUACGAGAAAUGAACUCAAGCAUAGAUAAAUCUGUUCUCAAUUUAAAACAAGAACUAGCUACCUUUAAAAAGGAGAGGAGCACUGCAGAAGAGAAAAUCUCAAGUUUAACUCUCCAAACGUCAGAGUUGAGGCAGAAGUGGAAGCAAACCCAGGAAGAGCUGAAACAGAAGCAAAAUGAAACAGCAGUUGCUGAGCUCAGGUCUCAAAAACUUGGAGAAAAAUUGGAUAACUGUAAGAAAAUGCUGGAUGAUCUAAAAAGUAAACUCGACUUACAAAAGAAAGGCUACGAAACUCAACUACAGUUAGUGCAGGCUGAAAUGGAGCAAAAGCUUUCCUUGCAAGAAUCACGCUUGAAGCUCGAGUAUGAAAGGAAAUCAAAAGAUCACUCAUUUUCUUUGGAAACAGCUGAGAGAGACAACAAGCAACUGUCUCAAGAGGCUGAACAGCAACUCAGCAACCUACGCAAUCAGCUUGAUGAAUCUGACCAUAAGAGGGGAAUUCUUGACCUUGAACUUCUCAAAGCCAAAUCAAAGAUUUCUGAGUUAGAAACCGAAAAAAUCAGGGUGAACUCUGGUAUUUUACAACUUGACAAUAUUCACAAAGACAACUCAAACGAGAUAGCAAGAUUAAAGCAAACACUGACAGAGACUAAGAAAGAAUUGGAAAUCUCAGAGAAAAAAGCUAAAUCACUAAAGGAACAGAUUGUUUCAUACAUCAAAGAAAUGAAAUCUCUACAAGAGAAGAAUCUUAAGCUUGAGGUAGCCGUCAGCUCGGAGCAGAAGCAUCUAAAAGGAUUGGAGGCUCUUGAACAAACCAAUCAUCAGUGUGCUAAAGAUAAUGAGCUGUCCAAGCUGAAGACUGAACUUUUACUGACUCAGAAAAUUGUUGCAUCAUAUGAAGAAGCUAAAGGCAACCUGGAGGAGGAACUUAUGAAAAUGAAAAUGAGCUCUGAGAUAGCUACACAGGAGAAGGAAAAAGUACUGGAGGAGCUGAGAAAGGUCAAACAGAGCAAAACACAUGUUAUCAGUAAGAGAAGUCAAGAAUGUGUGAGCAAGAACACAGAAAAUGUGGUCUCUCUCAAGAAUUCUACCGAAUUUGAAAAGAAUUCAAACAACGUGGUGGUUGAUAAUAGUCAAAGUGAGAUGACAGACCUUAUAGUCAGGAAAAGCUCACUGUCUGACAAAGUAAGGUCUGGUAAAAGCCAGACUGUUUCAUUCAAUAUCGUUGAUUCUGAAUCCUCCAUUGGCAUAGCUUCUGACUCGUCUGUAACAAGUAAAUCAAAAGGACUAAAGAUAGAUUCCUCUUCCCAUAAAAUUCAAGGUCUCCGAGGACGGAUAAGUAUUAAAAAGUUGGUAAAAACUAAAAUAAUAACCCAAGAAAUUGCUCUCAAGUUGCAAACAGGGCUCAUCACUAUGGAAGAGGUGGAGGCAUCGCUUGCACAAUUCAUUAGUAAACCAUCAUCGAUUGCAGGUAUUUACGUGGAAUCAAGCAGGAAAAAGCUAUCCUUCAUGGACGCUGUUGAGGGAGAGCUUAUACCGAAAACUUAUGCCAUUGAGUUUUUGGAAGCACAAGCUGCCACGGGAUGUAUCUUUGAUCCUAUUACAGGUGAACGCUACUCUCCUUCAGAUGCUGUUGUGAAAGGGAUCAUUCCUAAGGAUCUCAAAGACAAAAUAAGCGAUGCUUACAAGGCAGUCAGUGGUUAUACCCAUGCUGGGAAGAUUCUUUCUGUGUUUCAAGCUAUGGAGGAGAGAAUUGUAGACAGACAUCGAGGGAAAGCAAUAAUAGAAACCCAGAUUGCUACUGGAGGGUUGAUUCAUCCAUUGAUUGGAAUUAGGGUGCCCAUGGAUUGUGCAUUAGAACAAGGGCUGAUAAAUCAAUCUACCUUUCAGAGUCUUUAUGAUCCAGUGAGCAACCCAAAAGAUUUCCACUUCCCAGAUACUGGGCAGAAGGCAUAUUAUAGUGAACUGCUCCGAAUCUGUGUAUAUGAUGUCAACGGUGGAGUAUAUCUUCUUCCUUUCAGUGACCAGCAACUCUUCACCCUCUCUCCAUCCAGCAAUCACAGAGUAUCGGUCAUCAACAGUUCUAGUGGUGCAAAAAUGUCAGCCUAUGAGGCAUAUAAUGCCGGCCACAUUGAUAAGAGAACCUACCUAUUUCUUUCUCAACAAGAGAGUGAAUGGCAGGAAACAACUGUCAUGGACUCAAGUAGGAACCUUCUUAAUAUCCUAACAGACCAUAAGAGUGGGCGCCAACUUUGCAUUGAGAAUGCUCUUAAUCAGAAAAUUCUCCAAACAGAAGAACUCAGUAGCUACCGCAGUGGUCAACUGAGUAUUUUUGAGCUUGCUGAUAUUCUCAUUUCUAGAAGAGUUGUCAUUAAAGUUCUAAACAGUCCUAUUGCAGGACUCUGGGAUGUUUUGUUGAAGAGAAGACUCUCUGUUCUCAAAGGACUCCAGAAAAACCUUGUGGACAGGCUCACCGCAUUGAGGUUGCUAGAAGCUCAGGCUUGCACUGGAGGCAUCUGUGACCCAACUUCUGGAGAAAGGGUUCUGAUUACCGAAGCACAACAUCGAGGACUGCUGGAUGAAGGUUUUGCCAGACAGCUCCAGCAAAGUGAGCAAGCCUACUAUGGUAUCAUCCACCCUCAGACUGGAAAGACAUUGACGGUGGCUCAGGCAAUGCAAGAGAAUCUGUUCCCUAAAGAUGUUGGAGUAAGGUGUCUUGAGUUUCAGCUGGCCACUGGUGGGCUCAUAAACCCGGAGAGCCAAGAGAGAGUCUCAUUGGAGGAUGCAAUACAGAAUUGCUUGAUCGAUAAAGCAAAUUCCACACAUCUUCAAAAUGACCAUUCCCAUACAAAAUGUAUCACUUGCCCCAAAACUAAGCGCAAAAUGUCUUUCAAGGAAGCUCUAGAAAAGAGUGUCUUUGACAGCCAUACUGGGUUCCUCCUUCUUGAGGCAACAAAGUCUCAUAGCAUUGGCAAUACUUCAUUUCAAUACUUCUGGACCUAUCGACACUUCUGAUAUGUUUCUAGACAGUGUCUAUCUAAAAUAAAGCAAUGUUUGUGGUGAAGGUUUUAAAAGGAAAGCUUGACCAGUAUAUUUGCUGCCCUUUGUAGUGGGGCGUUACAGGUUAUAUAGAGAGAAGUUAUAUAGUGCAUUUUUAUCCUGAAAAAUGUCAAAAUCAUAAUGGUGAAAAUGGGAGUCUUUCAAAUAUGGGAUUAUUUUUCUUCUAUUGUAAGAUAUUGUUUUAAAAUGUCUCAUAUCUUAAGUGAUCCAUUUUGUUUUUCAUUCAUAUUUACGCCAGUUGUAUAUUUAAUUUAUUGCCGAACACCAUUCCACAAAAAAUGGCUGUGAGCUAAACAAACUACUCAUUCAUUGGUGUACUGUAUAUUGCAUCCAUAUAGUGAGUUUGUUGUGCUAAUGAUAACAAAUGAUUUACAUCGUUUUUUUAAUCCACCCAACAAUUUCUUUCCAAUGAAUGUAGAGGUCUGUUGAGGAUGAGAAGAAAGAGCAUGGCGAUAAGGUUAACAAGUUAUU
Messenger RNA from Xyrauchen texanus (razorback sucker), 7123 nucleotides. Its product is annotated as plectin-like. The record is from RefSeq and is a predicted model, not a curated record. Gene Ontology annotation, molecular function: structural molecule activity. The transcript has 12 exons. Gene Ontology annotation, cellular component: intermediate filament; cytoskeleton; membrane. Lineage: Eukaryota; Metazoa; Chordata; Actinopteri; Cypriniformes; Catostomidae. Gene Ontology annotation, biological process: intermediate filament cytoskeleton organization; wound healing. The annotation marks the transcript as partial.